Gossypium arboreum is the source of this 1409-nucleotide messenger RNA. RefSeq lists its product as uncharacterized. The coding region runs from base 713 to 1156 and encodes 147 amino acids. The record is from RefSeq and is a predicted model, not a curated record. NCBI's taxonomy places the organism in Eukaryota, Viridiplantae, Streptophyta, Magnoliopsida, Malvales, Malvaceae. The transcript is spliced from 7 exons.
AUAAGGAAUUCAUUCAUUUGUGCUUAAAAAUCAAAAGUGAAUGAAUUGAAAAAGAAUGAAUAAAUUUAAAGAUAAAACAGCGGGAAGUCUUUCACAUUUAUUUUCAGAUUCACCUUCACCUCCACCUCAACUUCAACUUUAUCAGGGAAGUUGGUAUUCGAAAGGGUUAAAUUCACUGUGUUCACUAUUUUCUUACAUAAUCCCAUCAGCAAGCAUAGAUGAUGAUGAUGAUGAUAAGCGCAAAUCCAACGAUCAUGGAAACGUUGACAUCAAGCCAAUCGGCUCCAUUCCUGAUCGAUGGAGGAACCAGAAACUCCAUUUGGAAGAUGAAUCCUUAGAUAGCUGCAAAGAAUACACCAUUACCUAUGUCAGCGAAGAUUUGAAAAAGGUUUGCGAAGAUAAGAAGAGCAUCUGGACAGAGUUUGAGAAUAAGCAGCAAAUAAUUAGCACACGCGGCGGUGGCAGCAGCAGCAGCGAUUCGGAUGAGUUUCAUGAAGCGGGGGAGCAAUUGAGUCCCGUAAAGGGGUGGCUAAAUCUUUCAGAUGAAUCGGUGUUUAUUAACUGUGAAUUGUUCGAAUUCCUGGGGUCAUCGCUUCCCAAUAUUGUGAAGGGUUGUCAAUGGGUGUUGCUGUAUAGGUAAGUCUUCCAAAAAAGGUUGGUAAAUCAAAUUUCAAAAGCGGUGUGGUUUUUGAUUUGGUAACAACUGAUUCAAAUGAAGGGCAGUACGUGGAAACAUGGAAUAUCACUCCGUACACUUAUUCGUAAGAGCACUGAGCUUCCUGGUCCCUCUUUGCUGAUUACUGGAGAUAGGGAAGGAGCUAUCUUCGGUGCAAUGCUAGAAUGCCCUUUGAUACCCACUCCAAGGAGAAAAUAUCAAGGAACAAACCAGACGUUUGUAUUUACAUCCAUAUACGGUGUACCAAGGCUAUUCAGACCAACCGGUGCCAAUCGUUAUUAUUAUAUGUGUUUGAAUGACUUGUUAGCACUUGGUGGGGGUGCCAACUUUGCUUUGUGCUUGGAUGGAGAUCUAUUAAAUGGAACUAGUGGACCUUGUGAAACAUUUGGAAACAAGUGUUUGGCUCAUAACGAGGAAUUUGAACCAAAGAAUGUGGAGCUUUGGGGAUUCAAGCAUGCAUAUAGAAAUACCUUAAACUGAAAGCAAUUACUAAAAGAACGAUGGGAUUUUUAGCCCAUAUGUAAGUAUUGUAUCGAAAGUACUUUGAAGGUGAUGGGCAAAUUGCUGGUAGGUUGUUAUGGAGGUUUCUGAAUAGUAAUGGUGAUGCUGUUUGUGUGUGGAACAUCUGCAUUCUUUUCUUUUGUAAUAUCUAGAUUUAUAAUUUUUAAAUUCCAAUUGAUUUAUUAUUUACAUUAAAUUUGAAUUAAAUAAAACUGAUUGCCCAAUAUCAAAA